UGAGCAAGAAAUUAGCAGGGGUUCCCUUUCCCUCAAUCCUAUCGUCCCACUUCUCUUCCGUUGAGAUCUUGGCUGGGUGCCGACUGGCGCAUUUUCCCCCCUUUCGUUAGAAAAAUAUUCCUUACGUCUGGUCGGCGUUGAACUAGAAGCAGAGAGAAAAAAACCCCCCAAUUUCUUCUCCUUCUUCUUCCUCUUCAUUUAUUGCCCAUCUCUCUUUAGGGUUUUCUCUCCCUUACACAUCCUUUCCGUCGGAUGAUCUCUCCACUCUGACGGCGCCUCUCCCCCACCGUAGGCCGGUUGCUGCGGCGGAACUCGACCGAUCUAUCCGCCUUUUUAUUUCAGUGAGCCAGAGAUUCGAUCGAUCGAUGGGGAGGGGGAAAGUGGAGCUGAGGAAGAUAGAGAACGCGGCGAGCAGGCAGGUGACCUUCUCGAAGCGGAGGAAUGGGCUGUUGAAGAAAGCCCACGAGCUGUCCGUACUGUGCGACGCCGAGGUUGCGGUCAUCGUCUUCUCCCAGCGAGGAAGGCUCACCGAGUUCUCCAACCACGAAAUGCAGAAGACGAUAGCUCGGUACCAAAAGUAUGCAGCAGGGCUGGAAGUCGACAAGAGAGGUGCAGAUUACUGCAUUCAGCAACUCAAGCAAGAAUCCGCUUCUAUGGCCAAGAACAUUGAGCAGCUGGAAGCCUCCAGAAGGAAGCUAUUGGGAGAACAGUUGGGGUCGUGCUCUCUGGAAGAGAUCCGAAACAUAGGCGAGCAGUUGGAAAGAAGCUUAACAAACAUCCGACGCAGAAAAGAUGAGAUGUUCAUGGAGCAGAUGAAGCAACUAAGGUUACAGGAAAGGGAGUUGCUACAACAGAAGGCAACUUUAUGUGAAAAGCGUUGUGAGAAUCCACGGGAAUCGUCGAAACGAGCUGGGACAGGAAACGAGGCGGUGGUGGCACCGGCGCCGGCAGGAAGUAGCGUGGGACUGGUCAGCAAUGAAAGUUCGACGGUGGAGACCACGUUGUCAAUCGGACUCCCAACGGCACUACGGUAGACCUUAGUUAGUUACUCGGUUCCACAAGUAACUGUAUACUGAAGUUCUGAACAUAACGGCAGGAUAAGGGAUGCCGCCGGUAAGUAAUUUGUAUCGAUGUAAACAGGUCAAGAUGACCCGCCGGAGAUUACAAAGGAGAAAGAAAUUGUAUGCAAUAAUGCAAGAAGAGUGAUCCCUUUGGUUCCCUAGCUAGAGGAAAAAAGUACACAGGAGUAGAGAAGUGAGGUGAUACGGCGGGUUUUUUUUUAUGAUGUUAUACUGGUGUAAUAUUUGUUGAAUAUAUAUAGGGUUAUAGGUAUAAUAUGUCUCUCUAU
This is a messenger RNA of Linum tenue, 1348 nucleotides long. The record is from the annotation of a GenBank genome assembly. Lineage: Eukaryota; Viridiplantae; Streptophyta; Magnoliopsida; Malpighiales; Linaceae.